Microthlaspi erraticum is the source of this 3240-nucleotide messenger RNA. NCBI's taxonomy places the organism in Eukaryota, Viridiplantae, Streptophyta, Magnoliopsida, Brassicales, Brassicaceae. The record is from the annotation of a GenBank genome assembly.
AUGGAGACAAAGAACUGUGAAGAAGAAAUCAACAAACUUAUUCCACUUGCACAGUAUGUGUCCAGGGCCUUUGUUCCACCGAAUACUCCUGGAGGUGGCGACCUAGCUCUUUACUGGAAACAGGAGAUCCCUCUCCAAAUCCUUUUAUCGUGCAAGUCCUACAUAGAUACAACAAUCACGUACAAAGGCGUUAACUUCUUCUCGACCUUCAUCUAUGGUGAACCAGACCAUUCACAACGCUAUCUAUUGUGGGAGGAACUUACAAACCUUGGACUCCUUCGUGACAAACCCUGGUUUUUAUCUGGAGACUUCAACGAUAUCAUCGAUAGCACCGAGAAGUCAGGCGGUCCACAACGAACAGAAGCUUCUUUUGGGAACUUCCGAGCUUUCCUCUCACACAGCGACCUGUUUGACCUCCAACAUACCGGGAACUUCCUGUCCUGGAGAGGAACACGCGGCAUCCACCUAGUCCAUUGUAGACUCGACAGGGCUAUGGCUAACAGUAUGUGGUUUGAGCUAUAUCCCACUAACCGCUGUCAUUAUCUCGACUACGAAGGCUCAGAUCACAGGCCCCUUUUGUCAGAGUUCCAACCUGAAAAGAGAAAAGCAAUAAGCCACUGGAACCGAGAGCAUCACACGAACAACCGGAAAGCUAUAAAUGAGGAAAAAGCAAAUCUGGAAGCAGCAAUGAGUGCAACAAGUACUAACACUUCUACGAUCCAGGAAAGUAACAAAAAGCUAGAGGAGGCUUACCGAAAGGAGGAGGAAUCCUGGAAACAACGAAGCAGAUCCCUUUGGCUAGCCCUAGGUGAUCAAAAUUCAUGUUACUUCCAUGUUGUAACCAGAAGUAGAAAGGCGAUCAACAAGUUCUCGGUCUUACAAGAUAAGGAUGGACUUCUUGUCUAUGAGGAAGAAGACUUCGUUCGUGUGAUUAGUGUCUAUUUCCAGGACAUCUUCAUAACGAGAUCGCCGGAUUGCACAGCCACAGUCUCUCAAGCACUCAUACCUUGCAUUACGGAGGAAAUCAACAACACCCUCAUCGCCAUCCCCUCUAAUGAAGAGAUCCGCCUAGCUCUGUUUGAUAUCCAUCCAGACAAAGCUCCAGGGCCUGAUGGUUUUUCUGCAAGUUUUUUCCAAACAAACUGGUCAGUUGUUGGAGAGAGAUUAACAAUGGAAAUCAGAGAUUUCUUCGUAUUCAGCAUUCUCCCUAAAACGAUCAACGAAACCUAUGUCCGACUGAUACCGAAAAUCCAUUCCCCAAGGCUCAUCUCAGACUACAGACCUAUUGCGUUAUGUAACAUUUUCUACAAGAUCAUCUCAAAGGUCCUAACUAAACGGCUACAACCUAUCCUACCAUUGAUAAUCUCGGAAAACCAGACUGUCUUCGUACCAGGAAGAGCGAUUGCGGACAAUGUCCUGAUAACACACGAAACGCUACACUAUCUCAAGUGCAUUUCUACGGUAUCCUACUCUUUCCUAGUCAAUGGAGCAGUUCAAGGCAAGGUCUUACCUCAACGAGGGAUCAGGCAAGGCGACCCCUUAUCCCCUUUCAUCUUCAUCUUGUGCGGUGAGGUCCUCACUGGUCUCUGUAAUAAUGCCCAAGUGAAUGGCCUACUCCCCGGAAUCAAAGUGGCAAAAGAAAGCCCUCGGAUCAACCAUCUCCUCUUCGCCGAUGACACUAUGUUCUUCUGCAAAACGAAGGACCAAAACUGUGUUACCCUGGCUACGAUCCUGCGGAAAUAUGGAGAAGCAUCAGGACAACAGAUCAAUCACCAAAAAUCAUCCAUAUCUUUCUCAUCAAAAACACCACAAGACAUAAAGGAGAGAGUUAAACUUACGCUGGGAAUAGAGAAAGAAGGAGGCCAGGGUAAGUAUUUGGGGCUUCCUGAGAGCUUUGGACGGAAAAAGAAGGACUUGUUCUCCUUGAUAGUCGACCGCAUCCGUCAACGAGCAGUCAGCUACUCCUCACGAAGACUAUCGACAGCAGGAAAGGUAAUCCUAAUCAAAAGUGUCCUCUCAGCCAUACCCACUUACUCCAUGACGUGCUUUAAACUCCCUGUCAGUCUAUCACGGGUACUACAAGGUAAAUAUUGCAAAAAUCAACAGUUUCUAGAUGUUCCUACCUCCAAUUCAUCAUCACAUGGCUGGAGAGGAGUCCUCAUCGGAAGAGACCUCUUAGUGGAACAGCUCGGCAAGACAAUUGGUAGUGGACACAACACCUCCAUUUGGAAGGACUCAUGGCUGUCUCAUACGUCACCAAUCCGCCCCAUUGGACCACCGACCCUACAAAACAAAGACGCAAUGGUUGAUUCCCUGAUGAUUGGCUCAAAGUGGAACAAGGAGAAAAUUGAAGAGCUCUUUCCACAAUACUUACCCCUGAUCAUGAGUAUACGGCCGAGUAUAAAAGGAGCACAAGAUGCCUAUGUUUGGAUACCGUCCAAAUCAGGUGUGUACACGGCCAAGACUGGAUACCACAUCGCCAGAGCCCUAAAGGAAAACCAAUCAGAAAACCAGCAAUCGUCAAUAAACUGGAACGCAGAUAUCUGGUUAGGGAACUUCUCACUCAAACUCAAGAUCUUUCUUUGGAAAAUCUUACAAAGAGCCUUACCGACGGGAGAGAAUCUCCUCAAUCGAGGAAUGUUUGAGAAUGUUUGCUGCGCUCAUUGUGGUGAGCUAGAAACCACGGAGCAUCUGUUCUUCCUCUGUUACUUUGCCCGGAAAGUGUGGUCUCUAGCCCCUUCCACCACUACUCUAGAUCUAUCCUCCAUCAGCUUUGAGGAAUCCAUCAAAAUACUCAAACGCCUAAUCUGCCUACCACCAUCUGGAAUCACCUCGGGUCCGCUCUUCCCUUGGAUCUGCUGGACGAUCUGGUCAGCCCGGAACUAUCGUAUUUUCGAAGACCGGAGUUUCUCUCCGGAAGACACGGCUACCAAAGCAAUUCAGGACGCCCGGGAAUGGCAAGAAGCGCAGAGUUUGGAGAAAUCCCCUCCAACAAAACACAGCUACCCGACCAAUAAACGGAGAAUCCACCCGAUGACAACCCUCUGCUACACCGACGGAUCUUGGUCAAAGGAAACAUCGAUAGCUGGAGCGGGAUGGGUCUUCACCACCAGAGAAGGAACGCAGAUUGACUCAGGCAGCAUGGCUGAGCAGCACACGCUCUCCCCUCUCAUGGCCGAAGCCAUCGCCAUCAGAUCUGCUCUAAUGCAUGCGCUGGAGAAGAACUUCCUCCACCUAUAA